AUGAUUUUUCGAUAUCUACUAUACUUAUGUGCGCUUUCAUUGGCACAAUGUUAUGAAGAACUCCCCGGCUUUUCGAAUAAUGUUGCCCAACGACUGCUCUACAACGGUGAGAAGAUGAAAUUCGGCUUGGGCACAGUCAAGGACGCGUACGGAGCUGCUCCAUUUUUGCAGAUACCAAUGGGUGAUGGGAGUCAGCUUCAAGUUCCAAAGGCGUUCUACCAUUAUUCCGAGCGUGACAUGGGCGCCGAGUCGGGAUGGGGAAUUCCUAGUGGUGGACGUCUACUUGGUCUCAAUACUCUGGUCAAGAACAACAGACGAGAAAUCAACGGCGUCUACCUACCUCUUCCCAACAUGCAACCCAUCAAUCUUCAUUUCAUAACACAAAGGACUUUUGAGAAAGGAAUCGACACCUCAGCACACGAUCAGUCGCCAGACGGCACUCUUCAGGCAGCUAAACGAAUUUGCAUGUUGGGUUCGGAGAGUGACUGUGAGCGAGCUUUGCUGCAAUACCACCGAACGAAGGUUCAUUCCAUUCAACAGCAGAGGAAGCCUCUCCACCAACAACUGAUAAACCUGGGUGACUUGACCUCGUACUCGACACUUAGGGAUCGAGAAGGAGGCGGCAUGGGAGUUGUGGUCGGAGUUCCCGGCUAUGAUCCGCUCUAUGUUGGAGGAGCCCUUUGA
Ostertagia ostertagi is the source of this 684-nucleotide messenger RNA. The record is from the annotation of a GenBank genome assembly. Lineage: Eukaryota; Metazoa; Nematoda; Chromadorea; Rhabditida; Trichostrongylidae.